Messenger RNA from Linum trigynum, 10640 nucleotides. The record is from the annotation of a GenBank genome assembly. Lineage: Eukaryota; Viridiplantae; Streptophyta; Magnoliopsida; Malpighiales; Linaceae.
CACACUUGGAUAUUCUCAUAUACCAUAAUUAUUGAGAAAUAUUAGUGUAUCACGGAGAAUGUUAAGGUAUUACGGAGAAUAUUGGCGAGUAUUGGGGAAUAACAAAGAAUGUUUGUGAAUGUUGACGUAAGUCUAGGAGUUCAACUACGAAUUUUCUCUAUAAAUAUGGAGCACCCCCCCCCCCCCUCCCCCUCUUCACAACAUAAUUCAACACACAACAUAAGUCGCUUACGACUACUUCACACAACACAACUCACACACAAUACACACUCUGUCUCUACUUUCUCUCUCUAAAAACGUUUCUCUCCUCCCGGUAUCCCAAAACGUGUUAAAUCUCUAAACACUCAACACACCCUAAUUUGGCGGACUAAGCCAUGGAAUCGUGGAUAGUCUUACCCGAGCGGCAUUAAAUAGCCGACGAUGCUUAAUUACAACUGUGAGACCAAACCAGGUCUAACGUCAUCGUAUUUAUUUUAUUCCAUUCAGGUUACUAAUUUGAGCAUCGGAGGAGGUUCCACAGGACUCCCUAGGUGGAACCUUUUUUUUCAUGUAUUCGCACGGAGCUGGAGGUGGUUAAAGGCUUUGGGAAAUCAGAGCUCUCUGGACCUUAAACAUAUUGAAGCAGGCUGCUCUAAACUUGACAUCAACAGUAUCUUUCAUCGCUUUGUUGAUUGUAAAGGGGGUCAGAGAGGAUGAAUCUGAGUUUCUGACUCUUAAACACAUUUAAGAUUUUGGGUGGAGUUUGCAACAUAUGAAAAUUUAGAUGUCUAGAAUUGCGAGUUUGGUUGUUUUGAACUUUGGGACUUUUUCUCUAACCCAAAGACCAAAACAUGUGGGAACUUUGAGACUUUUGGGGUUCAUAAACGAUAAUCAGGCCUGGCCCAGACCCUGUGCUGGUCAGACCCACAGCACAAGGCCUUAAUUUCUGGGGGCCUCAUAAUUCAUAACAGACAGAGCUGCAUUCCCUUGGGCCUUGCUCUAAACUGGGCCCUCAUAAUCCGAGACGGAGCUUCACCCCCAGACCCGAUUGGGCUGGCUAGCGCAAGGCCCACUGAAAAAAUACAUGUACAAGACAACAACUGGCAAAAUCGAACCAUGGACAUCCACUUCCAUUAAAAGGAGAUUUAACCACUGAGAUAGAAGUAGUUUGAUGAAUUUAAAUUAAUAGUUAGAGUAUUUAAUGCCUCUUUAUCUCUUUCCCGAAAAUUUCUCAACUUUCUAAACCCAUGGAAGGCCUAAAAAUCAUUUUUCACAACAAAUUUUAAUUAACUCCUAAUCAAUGUUCAUCCCUCCUAUUAUUUAAUAAUUUUUAUUUUUAAUAAAUUUGUGAGUUAAAUUUUGGGGCCACAAUUUAAAAUUGUAGAACAGGGCCUCCAAAUAUCAUGUGACGGCCCUGUCCAAUAUUUUUUUAUAUCAAUUGUCUCUAAAUUUAUAUACUUUUUAUAGAAUAAAUCUACCCGCUCAAUUCCUUAUGAAAAUAUCUAUGGCAAAAAAAAAAAUCAUGCCAAAGUCAUCACAACCCUUUAUGGUCAUGAAGGCACCCUUAAACGUCAACCUUGUACUCAUUUAAUUGGUUCAUAAACGUCGAAUAUACUGUUCCACCCGCAUAUAGUAAAAAUAGUAUAAAGCAGUAAACAAUGCUUUCGGUACUGAGAAUAAUCCAACCAUAUUCACUUCUUAUCUCAUUCGCAUGGAAUAUGUAAAUUACACUACUAUUUCCUGCAACUUCCUACUUGGAAUUCCCAGCUGGCCUCUUUCCCUAACCAGCGCAGAAGGUGAGAAACAAUGGAAAACAUCUGUUGCGUGAAUCGUUGAAGCUGACCUCCAAUCCCUUCCUAAUCUGAUAUGAAAUGGCAAUAAAUAUAACAUAUAUAUUAAAAAAACUUGCAGCAUGGUCUUUAACGUACCAAGAAAAUGAGAGAGAACCCUCUGGGAGGAACAUUGUUGAACACUGAUGACGAUCAAGGCUAUAGCCAUGGUUGCACUAAAGUUUUGGAGGAAAGCAGCGGGUCUAACAUGAAGAAGAGAAGCUUGUCAAAUUUGCUAAGGAAACUGCAUGAAACCUAACAAGAUUUCAACUUUAUGUGCUAAGUCCAAAUGGAAUAUAUUCCUUGUCCCUCCCCUCUCUAUACUUGAGAUUUCAUACCAUAACGUAUGACCUUAUCAGUUCCAAAUUCAAAAGGAAUGAAAGCAUAUAUAUAUAUAAAGUCACACACAACACAGGCCUCAAAGUCGGUCUCUGCAGUUCAUGCAAGUUUUGUGACACCAAUGGAACCUUCUCUCCGCUUCAUAACUUUGAGGUGUCCCUCACUAACGACAAAGUUGUCGCUCUUCAUUGUGCCAUUAUCCACUACCAACAGGACAUUUUCUCUGAGUGGUGCUGGAUAAUAUAUCACGUCUUUUUCAUUCCUCCCUUCUGAUCGAUCAAAUCUACUUUAUCAUGUUUGAUUUUACGGUCUCUUGGGUUUUCCCCUUACUUAGUUUAGUUUGAUCAGAAUAUAUGUGGUAAAAGUGGUGCGGGGAAAUGAGAGGAAAUAUGAAAGGUUUUCUUAUAUUUUGAUUUUGAUUUUUGGUGUGGCAGAGAAGGGUAAUUAUAAAAGCUCGGGAUUUAGAGCUUUAAGCCAAAUUUGAGAGAUAAUUUCUAUUUUGUGUCAAUUAUCGGAGAUUUAUUCAAAUAGUUUUCAGGGAGUCGUGAUUAUGAUAACUAUUUUGAAAGAUUCUAUUGGAUUUAAGUCUUGUGCUUGAAUUUUGGGUUGGGGGAACGUAUCCAUAGUUGGACGGCCUUAAUUUAUGCUGCAAUUAUUUAUUCCUAACUUGGAAGACGAGGUUCAAGAACACCCGAGGAUGAUGGUUUAUCUCACUUCUUCUAGAGGCCGCCGACGAAAAUGGUGGCGGUGACGAGGUUGAGAGUUUGGGACGGGUAAUACAUGCCCCAAAACAUGUCCACAAGUCGGGUAAAACGGGCCAGGUCAAAUUGUCAUUCCUAGAGGCUAUAAUCCCUAAAUUCUAAAAAUCAAGUAAAAUUACAUGUAAAUUUAUUAAUAAAUUUGGAUAAUGUAAUAUAUUUUAAGCUUUAUUCCUCCAUAAAAAUUUGAAUUAUUUACGUAUAAGUUUUAAUCUCUUUUUAGAUUUCUGACUCCACUGCUACUGCUCUUUUAACAUUUUCCUUGAAUUUCCAGUUCAGUCACUACAUAAAGUUAGCAAAAGUCACGUUGGCCAAACAAAUGAAGAUGUAUAAUUUUCCAUAGAUAAGAGAACAGUAAGGGAUGGGAUUAGUACAAUACUAACCAUCUUUGUAGCCACUAGAUUAAAAUCACAAUCCAAGGGUUAUAAUUAGUUUGAGGUUAUCUUUGUUAAUUAAAUAAUUAAUUCUCUUAACCCUAAUUAUAAAAAUCACUCAGCCGUUCUCCUCACUCCCCAGCCUCUUUCUCACAACUUCCUCUACCACGAAAAUUGCUCCUGCUAUUUCUAAAGAUUUAGAUAUAAAAUGGAGUCUGGGUUGCUAAUGCUCUUUGCUGGUGAGGAACAAGAGAGCAAAACAUAGGGAGAAGCGGUUGUUGGGUUCGCGGCUGAGGGUGUCUCAUCGUUCCCUCGUCGACAGCGUCUGUGACGGCAGCUGGUAGAGAGAGCCGACGAACCGGCGGCAAUCACUAGCAGAGAAAGCUUUCCGCCGUAGAAGAUCGCAUCGGCUAGGAGUAGGUGACAUGCGCUUCGCUACUCGCAAGUGGAACUCCUUGUGCUCCCUCUCUCCUUUGCGGUUUCUCGUUGCAACACCGUUUCUGCUCUGCUCUGAAGUUGUUGGAGGUCGGGUCUUCGUACUGGAGCGGUGGAUCUUCGUACUGGAGAGGCGGAUCUGCGGCAGCCCUUGAUCCCUUAAUGGAUUGCGGCGGGGACAUAUCUGACUAGUGACUCUUGGGAUAUUAUUAGCGAUUUGUGUUUAUUUCUGAUCUCUAAUGAUGGCGAGCACUAAUCUUAAUGAUGGAAAAUUAGGGUACUGUUUGCUUCUUGGAUACUAACGUUAGUAGUGUUUUUCCAGUAGUAAUUGUGUAGUAUUGAUACUUAUGUUAUUAGUGUUUUCCGGUAGCAAUUGUGCAGUACUGUUACUGAUUCAUUUUAAUAAUGAAUAUGUCAUCCUUGCUUUCUAAAAGUUAGCAAUUACUACUACAGAGUACAGAAUCACUACUGAUAGUUUUUUAAACACUAAAAAAAAUGUAAAAUCACUACUGGAACACACAAAGAUCACUAUGAAUAUAAGUUGUAGUAAUUUUUUGGUAGUACAUUUUUUUACUUUGGAAAUCUGUAAUUAAAAAUAAGAGAAAUAUAUUUCAAAAAUUAAUUAAUUUAUUAAAUUUUAAUUUAUCGAAAUACCAAAUAUGCCUCUCAUUGCUACUCACCGUCAGAUCUAGACAUAUGUAUUGAACGGUGAUUAGAGUGGUUAGCACGAUGCUAACCCCUAUGGAGUUAGCACUCUAACUUCUCCCGAAUAGUAAAGGUCGAAGACACUAUAACCACACAUCGGUUGCAAAAACUAUUUAACGACCAGAAUGGUUUGGUCGCCCUUUUUAUCAUGUGUGCGACACCAGUACCAAUCGAUGGGUGCAUUGUAAUAUUGUGCGCGAAAAGCAAUGAUUUUGCGGUCAAAAUGGAUUGGAUUAUCUAAUCAUGACAAUAUCCACCAAAGACGGAUAAGGAUUACUUAAGAGUACAUUUCUUGUUGAUUCGGGCCUAAUUGUACGCAUUUUACCUCCGUUUUCUUUAGGCAUUUGUGACAAUUGUGCUCCUUAAAGGGUGGUUUUACGCUAGGUUUCUUGUGUUUUAGCACGUUUUAGGAUCUAACAGGUGAAACCAGCCCCGGAGUCGAAAGUUGGACGAAAAUGGCGAAAAGCGGGAGGAGAGGUGAAAAACCGGCAGUUCACGGUUUCCCUUGUGAGUUCACGGUCUGCUAAGACCGUGAAGAGGAGGCAUGGGCCAUGAACAUCAAGGCGUCCAGGGCACUUGUCAAAGUUACUGACGCCAGGCGAGUUUUCCCUUGUGAGUUCACGGUCUGCUAAGACCGUGAAGAGGAGGCAUGGGCCAUGAACAUCAAGGCGUCCAGGGCACUUGUCAAAGUUAAUGACGCCAGGCGAGUUCACGGUCACUAAGACCGUGAACUGGAGUUGUUGCCCGUGAACCUGAACAAGCGAAGGGGUGUGUUUCGACGCCAACCUUGAGUUCACGGACGCGUUCAAGAGUUCACGGCCGUGAACUGAGCCCGAUCCUUGUUUAAAAGGAGAGCUGAAAGGAAGAGAGAGGGGAGCCCAAGAGUGACAAAGUGUCUUCUUCUUCAGAUUUUAGAGAGAAAAAGAACGAACCAAAGAAGAAAGAAGGCUAGGGUUUGCUCCAAGUGGUGAAUUGGGAAGAUUAGCACAAACUCAAAGGAGAUUGGAGGCAUCACCAUGAUGGUUUCUACCUCUUCCUCUUGUGUUCUUCCCCUUUACUAGCAUGGAGUAGUUUCCUUUUUCACUUGGGUGUUGUGAAACCCUAACUAUUUGCCAUGUAGUUGUUGUGUGGUUUGAAUGAUUGUUUAUGGGUGUUAUUUAUUCAAUGAUUGAGGUAUUUUUCAUGUUGAUUGUGCAUGUCUGUGCUUAGCAAUCCAAUUGGCCAUUCUAACCUAUUAGAGGGAAAAUCACCUUUCAAGGGAGGCUCAAUUGAGUUGGGAUUCCUUGGGCUUUUUAAGUCACCAAUCUAGGUUAAUGUAGGGCAAACCUCUAUGUUGAAUUAAGCAAUUUGGUUAAGCGCAAUUAAGCCGACCAACCCUUGGGUUGAGUGAGAGAGUAAUUCAACCAUCGAUUGCCUUAACCAAGAGGGCUACUUGAGUAGCCUAUAAUGUAUCCCUUGGUUUGGCAAUCGAGAGUGUGGUCUACGACCAUUGUUGUAUUUCCUAGCGGUUCGCGGUCACCUUGCCUAUAGCAAUCACUUCGAUUCACAUGCCAUAGUAGUAGUUAGGGGGUAGCGACACCCGAGUGAUCCUUCUCACAAAGAGCUUUCAAAACCAUUUACUUUUGUCUUGUUUUACUUUAAUUAGCAAACUUUUCAACCAUUAUCGAUUUUCUAGAUAAUGUUUCAAACAAUUGAAGUAGGAGUACACAGACCGGCCCGAGUCGAUGUUUAAACAUACUUGCCAUGUAUUGCACCCUACCCUACUAAGGUUUAUACUUGGACCUUAGGAGAGAAUUAAUUGUGAUAUUUGGAGCGAGUCACUUGUAUAAUUCUCCUUGUCGUAAUGAUUCUUUAUGUGAUAUAGGUUUACUUGAGUUUUUCUUGUAUAAUUCUUGAAAAUGGUUUAUACUUGUUUGGUUGAGCCAAAAACAACUUUAGUACCUAUUUUUUAUAAUUUACAUUUUGUUACGUAAAUUUAAAUUUUUAAGCGAUAAGUACCUUUAAAAAAUUAUGUUCGGUGCUGAAUGUUUUUACAAUGACAUUUUCAUAUCUAAACUUUUCAAUAUUUACAAAACAAUCUAAUGUUUGAAUAUCAUUUGAAUCCACCAAUCCAUUUUGAUCUAUCAAUCCACAAUUUAUCAUUCAAUUCAAUUCAAUCCAUAUGCCUUUUUUUGUUUUCCAUUUGUCACUUCUAGAGGAAGUGAUUCACUACAACGAUUUCCUAAAAAGGCACAGUUAAAAGUAACGCACUCAAAGUUCUCAUUUGAUUCACAAACGUCAUCUUACACAGUCCCAACAGCAUACAUGCAAACAACGGUUUCGGUGAUGGAAGGUCACCGGUUCCAAACCCAAUUCACGUCUUCAUCUGAUUUGCAUUAUAAAAAAAGUACUGCAAGCUACUACAUUAUUACUACUGGACUAUAUCCUGCCACUUCCAUCUUCGUAUUCCUAAGCCUUGUUCCCCCGAUCUUCAGCAGAGACGGGAUGAGAAACGUAUAUCACCAUGAAAGCAUCUGAAUCUGAUACGUCAAGAUUUAAGCCUCCUUCCCUCCGCCCUCCCUUUCUUUUCUGAUUGGUGAACAAAAAAAGCACAAAAGAUGCACAAGUAGUAUGAAAUAGUAAUUAUAUGGAACCUGCAUAACCACGAAAUUAAUGGAAAAUAACCCUGGAGAGGAAUGUUGUUGAAUGAUGCAUGAUUGACAUGUCGGAGUCGGCUAGAUCGCUUCCCAAAUUUUAGGAGAAAAGAAGUGUGAGUCUAGCAUGAAGGAGAGGAGCUUGUCAAGUUAGCCAAGUUGACUGCCUGAAAAUCUAAACAAGAUCGACCAAAAAUCGAUAUGCAUGCUCAGGAGCAGGCAAGUCAUCCUUGGCUACCAAACAAGAAGCUCCUCUCUCCUUGUUAGACCUCUUUUCUCAAUGUUUCUAGCUAAUUAAGCUUGCUCUACUGCACAUAUUUGGCUAAUGCGGGAGCCUCUCCUUUAUAGCUAGAAAUUGUGAUGGGGAACAAAGAUAGAUAAACUGAUUCUUGCUUGCUUUUCUUUCCAUAUAUAUUCUGUCCCAAUCCAGAAAUCAACUUUCAUUUGUGACCACUCUCUCUUCUGGGUUCAUUCUUCAUGAAAUGGGAUAUAUUCUCUCUGACCCUUACUAGCUUUUUCUCUCAUGUCAUCAUGGUUGACCUUACUCUGCAAAUCUAAGUGGGAUUGAAGCAUCUAUAUUAAACCACUGUUGUGCCUCCUCACAAAACGUAGAGUCAUUUAUACUACAUUCUGCCACUACUACGCACUCCCAAAACAGCGCAUCGAUCUGAUUAGGCUAAACAAUUAACACAUGUUAGCCGGUACAAUCGGGUUCAACCAGCAGCGACAUAAAAUAGGGUGGAAUACUCCUGAUAUGGUUGGGAUGACAGAUAUUUGGCUUAUAAACAACAUUAACGUCAUUUUGGCGAAUUUAAUUUUUAAAAAAAUCAAUUUGUGACUUGUUUCAUGAAUUUUAAAUUUAAACGUUGAUGUUACGAAUUCGUUGAAUUCGAGUAUGAACAUCUAAAUGUUUAUGUUAUUUGUUGUGUUCAAAUAUAAACGUUUUGAUGUUUGCAUUAAAUGUUGUAUUCAAAUAUGAGGAAUUUUUAUUUUAUUUGAAAUCUUAUAUUUUUUUAAAAUAUGAAUCUAGAUAUUGGACAGGUUAUCUACAAAUAUGUUAUAUUUAUAUUCCUAAAUUUAUAUGCUUUUAAUUGUUUUCCAUCUCUCCAAAUAUUUUGUUAAAAUCAGUAUAAACUGCUUAUAUUCUGAUUGAAACAUACUAUCUUUUAAAUCUGCGUAAAAAUAUAAACCGGUAUGACAAUUGAUAUAUAAAGUUAUGUCGGUCACACUAACCACAAGUCAGAUUGGUACUGUAGCAACUAAUACGUUUGGUUGCUAUAUAUGUCCAUCACGUUUGCGACACUAAUAUUUCAAUACGCUGGCAACAUUUUUUCCCCGGUAAUUCUUACAGCAUUUUUAGAUCGAGCGCGAAAGGCAAUUAUGUGGAAGCAUUGUACAUUAAACCGUACCGGCAGUUCAACCACGAAAUACAAGUAUCGGACGCUCAACCGAUAUGCGUAUUUAUCGGUAUAACGGUUGAACUACGGUUAAACCACGAUUUUACCAUAAAAUACCCGAAAAAAACCCCAAAGUACACAUGUUCUUAAAAAAAUUCCCAAAAUACAUAAGUUAUAGAAAUUUUUUCAAAACUACACAUUUGGUAUUCACCGUUUUUUACAAACGCAGUGAAGACUAUCACCGCGCUUGACAAGCACGGUGAAUAAUUCACCGUUUUAAAUCAAAACGGUGAAGUAUUCACCGUUUUAAUCUAAAACGGUGAACCAAUCACCGCUUUAAACUAAAACGGUGAAGAUAUCACCGUUUUAGUAGGAGAUGGUGAAUAUAUCACCGUUUUAGGGCAAAAUGGUGAAUACCUUCACCGUUCUAGGUUAAAACGGUGAGUAUUAGGCACGUUUUCAACCCCUGUUAGGUGAAAACUAGGUAAGAGCUACCUAAUGUUCACCGUUUGAGACAAACGCGGUGAUGGUGUUCACCGUGUUUGACAAAAACGGUGAACUUUAGGCAGAUUUUCCUAUAAAUACCAGCUCACCAGCAAUUAUAAAAGCAAAACCAUUCCCCCCCCCCCCCCUCAAAUUUCAGCAACCAAAACCGAGCAUAAUACACAGGCAGGGAAUUUUCGGUAUGAUUUAUUUUGCGUAUUAUAGGUUAAUGAUGGGUUUUUAGUAGUUAUAGUAUGAUUUAAUUUUCGUAUUAUAGCGUAAUGAUGUUUUUAGUAGUUAUAUUGUUAUGUUAUUAUGAAUUACUUAUCGUAGCAAUUGUAUUACUUAAUUUUUGAAUUUAUGUUGUUGUUAGUUAGUUGAAUUUAUGUUACGUUAGUUAUGAGAUGGAGUAAUAUUAGUCGUACAAUAUGGUUUUGGUUAAUUUUACUGUCUUUAAACUAAUAGUUUAACUUAUUGUAAAUUGUAGAUAUGGGUAAAUUCAAGAAGUUUCGGCUUAUUAUUCGGUGGAAUGGAAGGGUGACAAACUCUGACAUAGGGAUUGAUUAUGAGAACGGUGAAUCCACUAUGCUGAAAAUUGAGUCGUGAUUCGAUUUUCAAGAACUCUGUGAUAUUUGUGCAGACAGGGUUUGUACGAGCGGACAGACAAGACUUGGCAAAAUUAGUUACCGGUAUCCAGACAUGAGUGCUGGCGGGGUUGUGUACCAAGAAGUUGUCAUAAACGAUGAUGACACGGUUACGAUGAUGUUGGAGUUCCUAAGUGAUAACAGGACGCGGCUUGCAGAGGUGUAUGUUGAGACCGAGGCGGUCGGUGAAACUUAUUCUCACCAGUAUUCUUAUGAUGAUGGUUUUGCAGGAGGGUACAGAUGGGGUGGUAGUUCGAGCAACUACGAAGGAGGUGGUUAUACAGGAGUUUAUGGAGAGGGUGGUAGUUCAAUCAACUACGGUGGAGGUAGUAGUGCAGGAUGGGUGCCGUCGGAAGAAUACUCGCAACAGGAUCAACCUGCCGAUGGCAUUCAAUGGCCUGCUUGGGGGACCUUAGCGGGACGGGGGCUUUAGGGUCAAAUUGUUACGAUUAAAAAUAAGAACAAAAAAAAAACUACACGAAGAGCCUCUUCGUCCAUUUUUUGGCAGAAGCCGGACAGAGUUUCGACGGGUUCAGGUUUGUAAGGGACGGGACCUUAGCGGGAUGGGGGCUUUAGGGUCUAACUCUAGUAAUUCUUUCUGAUGUGGAAGAUCGGAUUUAUCCGCAACCACAUAGCAUACUUAGAACGAGACUAGAGCGGAUAAAUUGACGGAGAAAGAAGAAUAAGUUGAGGUGUGAUUUGUAAGGUGGGGGGGGGGGGGGGGAAGGGAUCUGGCGAAUUAAAUUUCUGGGAUACUUCACCGCGUUUGUGGAACGCGGUGAAUACACCGCGGAAGUCAAAGGCGGUGAUGGGGGCGACGUGGACCAGCUGUGAGGCGUCGGAUCUGGGAAGAAAACCACGAUCCGCCCCUCACCGCAUCUGACGGCCACGGUGAAAGGAAAUGCGACGCGGAUCGCUGACGCAAACAAACACGGGGUAUUCACCGCGUUUGUCUAACAUGGUGAAUACCCCGCGGUUGACCACGUCAGCGAUCCGCGUCGCUUGAUCGUGGCCAACUACUACGGGUAAGUAUUCACCGCUUUUAAUUAAAACGGUGAAGUUUC